UGCGUGCGUUACUGCCGGUAGCUUCACACGGCGAUUUAAGCUGAGCUGGCUGUUGGCUGUUCCUGUCGACGACUUUCUCUGAGUGGGAGCAGUCGCUGUAGCCAGGAAGGAUUCUUCACACCGAGUGGAAAGCACCCCGUGUCAGUCUGCUGUCCGCAUCUCACACCAGUCGAGUUUAACUUUAUAACAAAAAGGAGUUCCAGCUCUGUGAAAUCGACGCCAUGGACCCCGCCAGUCAAGAUAUCAACUUGAACUCUCCUAACAAGGGCCUCGGAGUCGAUCGCUCAGACAACCUGUCCGAUGUGCCGGUGGAGGGAGCAGUGGGGAACUCAGCCAACCCUCUUCCCCCAGGCCUGACAGAGGAGGAGGCUGAGGAGCUUCACACUGAGCUCACCAAGGUGGAAGAGGAGAUCAACACCUUGCGUCAGGUUUUGUCAGCCAAAGAGAGACACGCCACAGAGCUGAAGAGGAAACUUGGCCUCAGCCCGCUCAAUGAACUCAAGCAGAACCUCACCAAGAGCUGGCAAGAUGUACAAACCUCCAACGCAUAUCUGUCUGCCUCAGCCACUUUGGAUGACAUUACCCGCUCUGAAGCAUACAAGAAGACUCAGGAGACUCUUUCCCAGGCAGGACAGAAGACAAGUGCAGCUCUCACCACAGUGGGCACGGCCAUCAGCAGGAGGCUGGGCGACAUGAGAGCUCUGCCUUUCUCUAAUUCCUUUAGUAGCAACUAUUCCAUUCGCCACUCGAUAAGUAUGCCGGCCAUGAGGAACUCUGCAACCUUCAAGUCAUUUGAAGAUAAAAUGGGGAACCUGAAGUAUAAGGUCGUCGGCCCCAGAGGGAACGGGGACGCCGUCAGCUCCCCCACCGACACCACCCCCACUCAGGAGAACCCACCUUUCUGAAUGCUCCCCACCUCCUCCUCCUCCUCCUCCUCGCUGCCACCUUCCUCACGACACUUAGACUGUACUGUUACCACCUCUCAUCGCAGAGUCAGCUCAGACCUUUGACUCUCCACCUCAGCGACUCGCCGCCACUCGUUUGCCCCGAGGUCUGUAAACGGCAGCAGGCAGAAGUGAAGGACUCGUGGUGUCUGAGGUGUCAGCUUUUCCCUGCCAGCCCCAUCACCGCUGGUCUCAUGGCCUCCACUCUUCUGCCUCGCUGCUGACAAAAAUGUUUUGUUGAUGUCUAAACCUGAAUAAUUUACCAACCUCGCUGGGUGACAUCACUGCCGCCUGCCUCCACGGUCUCCCGAUUAAAAAUCCAUUUGUUAGUCCAAAUAAGUUGACACUCCUCCUUUUUAAACAAACUUGGCUAAGUAAAUGGCUAAAAAGGCAUUGAAAGAUGUCUCAAACUCUGCAUCUUUAAUUUUGGAAUUGAGAUUUCUUGACACACUGGUUGUUUGAGUGGGAGUCUGAUAUCUAAAAAUUUACUCUGCAGGUGUAUUUAGAUUAUUAUUUUUUUGCUCCCAACUCAGAGUUUAGUGGCUAGAGUUUGUUCAGACUGAGGGUGGAGGAGGAUUUUACGGGCAUAAUAUAAAUGAUGGUGUAUUUGCUGGUUAAAUCUACUAUUGUCGUCUUCUUAUUUCUGACUACUAUCAUCUACUUAAGUGAUGCAUUCACACUGUGAGCACGUGCCCCGCCUGUUUCUCAAACUUAUAUCCGGUUUGUUUCACAGCUCUGCGGCUACAUCGCAGGUUUAGCGGUUUGACUUGGGAAGGGGGGGGCCAGGAUCCAGGACAUCUCCUCCUGCUACAUGCAUGUGCAUAUCUCAUCUCAGUUGUACCAUACAAACCAUGCAAACACGGCCGAGGUCUCGCCCUGAAAAAACCCCAGGAUGUAAAAACAGAAAAAAAACCAUUUUGUAUUAUAAACUAUUUUACACUGCUUUGCAUAAUGUUUUUACAUAACUUUUAUCAAUAUGUAUAAAUAUAUAUGAAUAAAUAUAUUGUCACCGAUACUGCCAAGUGGUAGUAAUCCGGUUGGGAGGAUGGAGGAAAAAAAUAAAAGCGGCACAGGGAGGCUGAACAAACUUUAAAAAUGGGGGAAAACAAAGAAACACUAUGGGUCAGUUUCACAGAUGUCACUUCUUUGUCUGUCGGGAGUUGGGUUUUUUUCUGUUCAAAGUACAUUUUGGGUCAAAAAUAACGUUUGUGAGACUGACUCAUGAAUGAGUUGCAGCGUUUUUGUACCUGUCCGGGCACAAGACGAAUCAGACCGAGGUGGGAAGGAACAUAGUCGACUGGUUUCAAUCAAGAAGUCAAACUACUGCUGCUUUCGAAUGGAACUUGUGAGCAUGUAGACGCUACUGGGGCUGAUAAUUUAGCAAGCUAACGACUAUAACAUCAUGCAUAUGCAGAACAGUUUCCUCAGAUAUAUAAAAGUAUGAAGAAAAAAUAACAAAAUCUAAAGUCUUUUACUAUUUACCAAGAAAGGACCUCUACCAUUUCUGGAAAUGGCUACAAACUUAUUUCAACUGCUCUACAGGGUUGUGAAAAGAGAGGCUGUGUUCACGGGGAUUCUUAAAAGCGUGAAAACCCUCUGAAACCACCUCGACUGUGUUUCUUGGUCGCCCAGGUUUGGCUGCUGCUCCCUUCUUUUUGUUAACAAUGUGAGACGAUGCUUUGCUGUGUACACUACCUGGUGAAUGUCGACGCUUCUCUAUCGGCCUUACUCACUUUUAAUGGCUCACCUCUUAGUAUAAUUUAGCUGGUAGAAAAGAAAUGGCUGUUUUGUUCCGUCUUUGUUCUGUUUUUGUUCAUUUUUUUGAUUUAAGUCGUUACAGACUGCUUUGAGUGAAGGAAGGGGGAGUAAGCUUGAAGACAUUUAUGGUGCGUUCUAAAUCCCAUGCUUUCUUUGUCUUUUUCCGUUCAGCUGCUCUUGCAUAAAGUACGCAUCCAACUCAGACUUCGUCGUAGAAUUGCGGCUUAAGCUUUGACCAUCUUGCUUAGAGAACCGUCAGUCUGUAGUGCGAAACGAGCUAUCGCGCUGGUUUUACAACACACUGUGACCGUUGCUGCUGUGCAAAGGAUUGUGGGUCAGCAUGACCAGCUUUCACACUGCAUCAUGCAAACAGAUGUAGCAGACAUACUGGUAUUUUUGCCAUAUCAUUCAUUCUUUUUCUGCCAUACCAUACAGUAUGGGUCUUUGAGCGCACCCUUAAAGUCUGACGGGCCACAAUUUGUUUCAUGUCACUGUCGUAGCAGAAACUUUACAAACGCACUCCUCUUAACACACGUUGAACACCACUAAAUCGCACACACGCUGCAUGAAGCCAAACUAACACGAAACGCUCUUACCCUUGUGAAGCCUGCACCGCCUCAGAAACCGUGACAGUUCCCUGGAUUGUGUAGCACUGUCACUUUUCUCCUGAAAUAGAAGUUGUAUUCUUAGUUUUCGUUUUUCUGUUGUAGUGAAAUUUCCCAACAACAACAAAAAAAGUGCACUACUACCAAAUAUUCUCCUGCAAACUUGCCAAAUUUGGCUUAAACUUGUUGGUCUUCAGCCAUUACUGCAGUUUUUUCAGGACAUCGCAGGCAUAUUCACCUGUUAAAACAACAGAAACAUGUUGACAGGUGUUUUAUUGUGGGAUCAGAGUCAUACCUUUAAACAUUUUGGAAUGAUCUGCCUAUAAAACAGCUGAAAAUUAAUGAAACAGAGGAAUGUCUAAAUGAAAAAGUUGGACUACAAUGAACAAAUGUGAAAAAAAAAAUCGAUUUAUGGACUCGACUUCCUGUCAGACUGCUUCAAAACUGUUGCCAGUGUAUUCAAAAGUGUGGGUUUUUUUGUUUUGUAUGUUUGUGUUGAUCAUUUUGGUAGAUAAUAUAUUCCUGUUAGCUGAUUUAUUAUGUUUUCCCCUCAGUUUGAAGACUUCAGAGAGGAUUUAUUAUUUGUUGUUAUUAGUGCACCAUCAGUUUAAACCAGCUUGCCAAUAUUUAAAUAUCUGUUACAGAAUCUCUUUCUGUCUGCGUGUCUCAGCUUUGCCAAAAUGAAAACUCUCGCACACUUCAAGAAAUGCUCAUUUGAAGUCAUUUAUUUUAGUAUUGGCUCCUAAAAUCAUCUGUGUUUUCUUGUACAAAGUGAAGAAAUUCAUUGCGUGUGAGGAAAAAUAUGAUUUUUAAGACUGAAAUAAAUGACUUUUCUUGCAGUGUUGCUGUUGCCUAAACGCUUCAAAUCAGUUUUUGGAGACUGAUACAUACAAAAGGGUGAUUUAUUUUGGGUGCCAAUGGGAAGUGCAGCACAUGACCAGCCUGCUCAGAGCCGCCGCCGAGGCUGGAGGACAGUAGAGUACUUAUAGCUUUAUUUAGAUCCGGGGCCUAGCUGAUGUAGAUUGUUAAAAGGGAUCAGAUUUGGAGGGUUAUGGUGAAUGAAUUAAAAGCAUUUUUUUGGUUUUUGUUGUAUAUGUUUGGAUAUCAAUAAAGCAUUCCUUUAAAUGAAGAA
Messenger RNA from Acanthochromis polyacanthus (spiny chromis), 4439 nucleotides. It is a transcript of the gene tpd52l2b, whose product is annotated as tpd52 like 2b. Lineage: Eukaryota; Metazoa; Chordata; Actinopteri; Pomacentridae. The transcript has 9 exons. Bases 222 to 905 code for a protein of 227 amino acids. The record is from RefSeq and is a predicted model, not a curated record. Gene Ontology annotation, cellular component: cytoplasm.